Bombina bombina (fire-bellied toad) is the source of this 2944-nucleotide messenger RNA. RefSeq names its product atlastin GTPase 2 (gene ATL2). The record is from RefSeq and is a predicted model, not a curated record. The transcript is spliced from 14 exons. Gene Ontology annotation, biological process: endoplasmic reticulum organization; protein homooligomerization. Gene Ontology annotation, molecular function: GTPase activity; GTP binding. Lineage: Eukaryota; Metazoa; Chordata; Amphibia; Anura; Bombinatoridae. Bases 224 to 1813 code for a protein of 529 amino acids.
GAAGGGGGAUCGCUGAGGAAUAGGACACGGCUUGGUUCAAGAAGAAGCCCAGAAAUAAAUCAUGAUGAUGGUUUAGAUUUGUGACGGUCAUCAGAAGUUGAAGGAUCUGAUGUCAGCACUCAACUGUACAAAUCUUAAAGGACCAGUUCAGUCACUGUAACCCCAAAGUAGCUAUGCCGAAGAUCAUGUGGAAGAGAUUCAACUUAACUCUGACACAGAGAUCAUGGACAAGCCCGGUCCAGUGCAGAUAGUCCUGGCUCAUGAAGAUGACCAUAACUUUGAACUGAAUGAAAAGGCGUUGGAAAACAUUUUGAUGCAGGAACACAUAAGAGAUCUGAAUGUUGUCGUUGUAUCUGUGGCUGGCGCAUUUCGUAAAGGCAAAUCUUUUCUGUUGGAUUUCAUGCUAAGGUUUAUGUACAGUCAGAGUUCCCUAAGAUGGAUAGGUGGGGACAAUGAGCCAUUAACAGGCUUCACGUGGCGAGGAGGAUGCGAGAGAGAAACCACAGGCAUACAGAUCUGGAGUGAAGUGUUCAUCAUAGAAAAGCCUGAUGGUUCCAAGGUUGCUGUUAUUCUUAUGGAUACCCAAGGAGCCUUUGAUAGCCAGUCCACAAUUAAAGAUUGUGCAACGGUGUUUGCUUUAAGCACUAUGACCAGUUCUGUGCAGGUUUAUAACUUAUCCCAGAACAUUCAAGAAGAUGAUCUGCAGCAUUUACAGCUAUUUACAGAAUAUGGUCGUCUUGCAAUGGAAGAAAUUUAUACAAAGCCAUUUCAGACCCUCAUGUUUUUAAUCAGAGAUUGGAGCUAUCCUUAUGAACACCCGUAUGGCUUGGAAGGAGGAAAAAUGUUCCUGGAAAAGAGAUUGCAGGUGAAGCAGAAUCAGCAUGAGGAAUUGCAGAAUGUUCGGAAGCAUAUACACUCUUGUUUUACAAACAUCGGCUGUUUUCUUUUGCCGCAUCCAGGUUUAAAAGUUGCAACCAAUCGAGAUUUCGAUGGCCGAUUAGCUGAUAUAGACAGUGAUUUUAAAGGAGAGCUACACGCACUGAUCCCUUUGUUGCUUGCCCCUGAGAACCUCGUGGAAAAGGAAAUAAGUGGCUCCAAAGUGACGUGUCGAGAACUCCUUGAGUACUUUAAGGCUUACAUAAAAAUUUAUCAAGGUGAAGAACUGCCUCAUCCUAAAUCAAUGCUUCAGGCGACAGCUGAAGCAAACAAUCUGGCUGCUGUAGCAGUAGCGAAAGACACGUAUAGCAAGUCAAUGGAACAGGUUUGUGGAGGUGAUAAACCAUAUAUUGCACCUACAGAUCUUGAGAGGAAGCACUUGGACAUGAAAGAAUUUUGUAUAAAACAGUUCCGCUCAGUGAAAAAGAUGGGAGGAGAAGAAUUCUGUCGUCGAUAUCAGGACCAGCUUGAGAAUGAAAUAGACGAAACCUAUGCAAACUUUCUGAAGCACAAUGAUGGCAAAAACAUCUUCUAUGCUGCUCGCACUCCUGCUACCUUGUUUGCCGUAAUGUUUGCCAUGUACAUUAUCUCAGGACUGACUGGAUUCAUUGGUUUGAACUCCAUAGCAACCAUUUGCAACCUGGUCAUGGGAAUAGCACUACUGUCCUUCUGCACCUGGGCGUAUGUGAAAUACUCUGGAGAGUUCAGAGAAUUAGGGUCCCUAAUCGAUCAAAUAGCAGAAAUAAUAUGGGAACAGCUGUUGAAGCCAAUGAGUGAUAACUUAAUGGAAGAUAACAUAAGACAAACUGUGACAAACUCCAUCAAAGCAGGUCUUACAGAGCAAGUGACUCAAGCUGCCCGGCUAAAGACAGACUGACAAUCCGUGUAUCCUGCUGCAUCUUUCCCCAACCUAUGCUUCUUUGUACAACGAGAACUCUGUAAAAAAUAAACACAAAUAAACCAAAGUUUACAAUUACGACUCUAGAUGUUGUUUAACCCCGGUUUAUGACAAUGCUGCCAUUUUAUGUCCAUCAAAAUAAGCUGCACAAAGUUUGCUGUUAAGACUUUCAUUAAAGGUAAUUUGCUCUCUUGUGCCAGAAGGGAACUGUGUAUCAAAUAACCUUCCAAAUAUGUAAGUUAAAUUAUUAUAUACUUCUUGUGCCAUGUUCAAAUUUUCUUCCUACCCCUCCUUUAUUAGUUCAGGGAAGAAAUUUUUUUUUUCCCCCACAUGGAUAUAUUAAAUCUUUUUAACGGAAUGUAUGUAAGUAGUCCAUUUUUAAUUUCGUAUUUAUAUAAUUGUUCCAAAAAUGGCAUCUAUCAAUAUGGACUACUAUAUAAUGGUUGAUUCACUGCCUUUUUUUUCUCUUUCAUGUACCCGUUACUCCUACAGUCUGACUGUACAAAUGGCUUGUAGUUAGGAACUCUUUCUUAAAAACAUUGCCUUUUUUAAUCCACAAACCUGCCAUAAUAUUAGGUGCAUAUCAGGAGAGGGCUGAGGUUUACUUUUCUCUGUUUAGCCUUUAUGUAUAUACAAUAUGCCGUUAAUUUUAUUGGGGUUAGGGGUGGGAGGAGUGUGGGGUGGCAGUCCAUCCAGAAGCAUUGCCUACAGCUAUAGAAGUUUGAUCAUCUGUACAGCAUUAUUUUCUAUACAAGAUCAGAUAGGGCAUGUAUAUGACAUAUAAAUAAUAUAAAUACCAAUUUUGUAUGAUGUUUUGUAGUCCAUGCCAAAUUCUGGUUCUGUGGUAGGCAAAGUGAUGUCCCUGCACGGGGAACAUUUGUGGCUCAUGUAAAUGUGAGAAUGCAUAAACCAUUCAGAUGUUUUGAUAUAUUUGUGAUAUUUACCUGCCUUGAACACUGCUGUCUCGCCUAUUUGGGUUGAGAAGAAAAAAGAAUGAGCAUUUUUUUUUUUUUGUUGUGAAACAAUGUCCUGUGUAAAAAAAGAAAAAUGUUUCAAAUUCUUUCCUGUAAUUUAUUUUCCGUAUAAUUAAAAUUUGUUGUAUAUAUGGCA